UUGAGGUGCAGAAGCUUGGAAGCCGUUUCCUCUCUAUUUAGCUCACACAUUCAAAAGCUCAUUCAAGCACAACGCCGAACGGUGUCGAUCGGCUGUCACACAAAUUUUUCAACUCCUGGUACUCGUGUUUACGGAGCAAAGUGGUCUCUUCCUGGCAUCGCCUUUGUUCGAGCUAAACCAUCGCUCCCACUGUAGCAGUCAAAACCAUAGCUUGCUAGGCUGUCGUGCUUCCGUAUAAGUGCGGAAGGCCAACAACAGAGCGUUUCAGAAGUCUCAUAGAUCACAGAGAGCGAGCACUACACAAAAUUUGCCACGGCUGGAACCACGGCUUAAGAAGAGCGCUGUUUUCAUCGCCUCAAACAAAUCUUUCCAAUCUCCUCCUCCCAUCCCAUCAGAAGGAUCACAAUGUCCUCUUCUUCCAUAAUAGCGGCCACCUCGACCGAUUCCACCUCCUCUUCUUCUUCCUCUAGUACGCGAUCUUCUCCGAAGAAAGUAACCAUUGCCAUGAGCAGUACCGGUAGCCAGAGCGACGAUAAUGUCACGGUGGUAACCAAUGGCAAGCCACCAUCGGAAACCGAAAUCACGGCGACCGAAUUGGACAUGAUGGAAUCGGGCACCAAGCGACCGAAGGUGCAUGGAAUCACCAGCGACUUGCCUCGGUUGGUCCUUCGCAAUCGUCCCUUUCAUCAGUCCUCCAACAAGGUGCACAUUCAGCACAACAAGCAGGGAUUCAAGAUCCUCAAGUUGCUCAAGAGUGAUUGGUUCCACGCUAUCUUGCGAUGGCCCACAUCCCGUUUGCUGCUCAUGCUCAUGAGCAUUUGGACCGGAGCCAUCUUGUUCUUUGCUGGAGUCUACGUCUGGUACGACAACUUGGAUACCACCAUUAGCUGUGGGCUUGGCGCGGUUGAUGAACCCGUGACAUUCGCAGCUUCCUUUGCCUUUUCUCUCGAGACUUGCACUACUGUUGGAUACGGCUUGCCACAUGGAAUCAACUCUUUCUUUGAGGAGGGAUGUUCCAGUCUACAAAUCAUCAUCUACUUCCAGAUGGCUUGGUCUAUGAUCUUCAACGCAUUUCUCCUCACGUUUCUCUACAACCGAUUGGCGCGAAGUAGCCUGCGAGGAGCCCAAGUUAUUUGCUCUCAAAAAGCUCUGGUCAGUGUGGUGAAUGGUCAAGUCCGCUUUCAAAUCCGUCUCUUUGACGCGGACGCCGAGCAUCCCGUCGUGGAAGCCCAUGUUCGUCUCUAUGCCGUCAUGAAGCAUCGACCCGUACCGCGGCCACUCCGCAUGUUGCAACCGGAUGACGACCUGGGAGGCAUGCUCUUUUUGUCAUUUCCCACCGUCAUUAGCCACCAUGUAGACUUGUACAGUCUCCUCCACCCUCCCACGGCAGCGAUGAAUAUGAAUCCUGCUGGUUUGGUAUUGCGACAAGCCGAUGGAGACACUGCAGGAAGAGACGAUGUGAUCUGUCCUGUGUGCGGCGAGUCAUACGGGACGUUGCAUCGAUGGAAGAACCACGUUCGAUUCCAGCAGAUUGUGGAAGCAAAGGACGAGUACCCUAUCAGCGGAACACACCUGUCCUUGGACAUGGAGCAGAUUGAAAAUCAAGCGGGUCUCAAGUCUACUCGAGAUCUCGUGGAGCUCAAGGACUACUUUGAGAACAACGUCUCCGAGGUCAUUUGCGUUGUCGAAGGCAUUGAUCCGCUGCAAUCAGGAACCUUCCAGUCCUUGCAAUCCUACCGAUUCGAAGACCUUGUCUGGGAGGCCAAUUCACAAUUCGCCCCCUGUCUUGAAGUGAUUGAAGGAAAUCGAAGACAACCCCGCAGCUUCCAAGUUGACCUGGAUCGCUACCACGACAUUGUGCUGGACCCUGAACUUGUCGAGGCAGAAAAGGCUGCUGUAAACGCUGAGAAAACGGGCCCAAAGAAGAAGCACCGUCGUAUCAAGUCUUCCUCUCGGCGCUACGGAGAUGCCUUGUUCUCUUCGGCGGUUCAGUCUUCUCAUGUGCUUCCUCAUGACAACGUUUGAAUGAGCGCACUGCACACGUGCACUUCUGAUUGACUUCCGUGGUGCAAGCACCAGCCUCGCCACCCCCCUUCCGAGAACCAAUUAUCCUCCGAGGAGUCAAAUCCUCUUGUAAGUAAGUACGUGUCGACGGACGAUUACUUCCGAUGUCCGUCUUUGAACAAAUCAGCUUCCAGCUGUGAACCGAUAGACUUUGUCCGGUAUCAAACACAAAAGAAAGUCAUUGAAAACAAUACUAUAGCAUAACGAAUAAUACAGCCAUACAUUCUAGGAUCAGUAUACGACUAUAAGGCAGA
Seminavis robusta is the source of this 2318-nucleotide messenger RNA. Lineage: Eukaryota; Bacillariophyta; Bacillariophyceae; Naviculales; Naviculaceae. The record is from the annotation of a GenBank genome assembly.